Entamoeba invadens IP1 is the source of this 3906-nucleotide messenger RNA. RefSeq lists its product as hypothetical. The record is from RefSeq and is a predicted model, not a curated record. NCBI's taxonomy places the organism in Eukaryota, Evosea, Mastigamoebida, Endamoebidae. The transcript has a single exon. The coding region runs from base 1 to 3906 and encodes 1301 amino acids.
AUGGUUUGUCUUUUCUACAUCCAUCUCAAGACUUACACGCAGAAAACGAACUCGUCGGACGGGACGGACUACGUCGCACCAAAGAAUUGGAGAAGGUCGUACAGCAGUCUGUUUGUCUCGGUGAACUCGCAACAGUUCGCACACCCCACACGCAGAAAUACGGCGUCGCAAAGGACGUCACCUCACGAAAUUCGAGAGCGCCCAUUAUUUCUCCCUUGUGUCGAAACAUGCUUCCAACUUAUUCCAAAGUUUAAUAAGUCGCAAAAGGAACUCGAACGCGACGACGCCGCGACGAAGAGAGGCGGUCUCAAUUUAGAGGAAAUUCUUGCGAUCAUCAUGUAUGCGGAUUCUACACAAGUCGUCAUCAAUUUGCGGAUGGUUAGUAAACACGUCUACUCUGCUUUCAGACACAUGAAGACUAACCCAUUUUAUAGCGAGAAAAAGCUCAAUAAAUCGGCGAAUGUCAAGAAGCGGAUCGUCAAUGCACGCAAGGACGUACUCCUCUUCAGAAAUUUGAAGUGUUUGAAAGGACAACUUGAAACGUUCCAGACCAUCAAAGACGCCAAAUUACAGGACUACAAGAGUUUUGUUGUCAUCAACGAUUUUUCAAGUGUCGACAACAACAUCUUCAACAGCAUUAAGUCGAGAAUUAUAGACUUGACGCUUGUCAUAUACCCAGAAAUAGAAAUCAAUUUUGAGGGACUCACUGCACUGAAAACACUGAAGAUUGAUUUUAAUAACAAUGAGGUGACAACAGCGUCACAACAACUCCUCAAAAACAUCGAACUCUUGAAGAAGAAUAUUUACUUUAAAGAAUUGUUUGUCCGAUGCAACGGGAAAUAUGCGGCGUCGUUGGGGAAGAUGCUGAAGUCGAUGAAAUUGGUGAAACAACAAAUUGUCGUCCGGUUUGAUCGGAUUAGUGAGAACGAAUGCGUCAAAUUUUUGUCGCACCGAACUGGCGCGAUAGUGUUAGUGAUGAGAAACGAUUUGGACAACUCGAUAUUGUCCAACUCGGUGCAAAUUAUUCCAGACAACGAGGGGGUCUAUCACAUCUCGAGUUCACUUGUUCUUAGAAAAAGGUUUCUUGCUGAUUUUGUGAAGAAGAAUUGUCCGAGUAGUGUGAGUGUCUGUGGGAAAUGCGAAUGUUCCGUCGACAAAAUCGACAUGACGACGUGCACAACGUUAACAGCUUUGACUCUCAAUGAGUGUAAAUUUAGUGACGAAUGUGCGCUGUUAUUGCCAACGAGUGUAGUGUCCUUUGGAAUGGUAAAUAUCGACUAUGUUGGACUGUCCAAUUUGGUACACGUCGAUGUUAAACAAUUAGAAUUUGUGAGUUGUAACACAUUAUCAUCGCUGACCAUCCCCCCUUCUGUGACUUCGUUGUCGAUUGAUAAGUGUAUUUCACUUUCGUCAAUCGACAAUUUGAAUAAGGCGAAUGUCCACUUCAUUAAAAUAGCCGGGUGCUCCAACGUCAGAAAUUUGAAUAUCCCAACGACGUUGGAGUCGUUGUCUAUCAACGAUUGUAAGAAAAUCACACAUUUACUGAACUUGGAAAAUGCACCGAUGCGCGAUUUGAAUAUCAAAUACUGCGGGCGGUUAUCGGUGAUCAAUUUGCCACAAACGUUGACAUUGUUGCACAUUUCAAACUGUGAAAAGUUGGUUGAGUUGAUGAAUUUCUCCGAGAUCAAAUUACUCGACUUUGAAUCUUCUGGCCCAUUUAAUGUGGACAACCUCGUCUUUCCAAAGUCUAUGACACAUUUGGAGUUCGGCGACUAUGAAGCUAAAAACACGACAACACUCACCAAUUUGACUGAUUUGAACGAUUUGAAGGUACUCACAAUUACCAACGCAAAAUUUUUAGAAAUGUUGGCUUUUCCACCAAAUUUGACUGGUCUGAUUUUGCACGAAUGUCACACACUCACAUUCUAUCCAAACUUGAUGGAACUCAAUCUCCAGUUCAUGGACAUCACACACUGUGACGCAUUGACGUGUUUGAGCUUCCCUACUACCCUCACAAAGAUGAAUAUUUCAAACUGCCAACACGUGACUGAAUUCCCAAAUUUGGAGGAAAUGACAAACUUGAAGGAGCUGGACAUCGACCAAUGCUCGUCUUUGGAAGUCGUUUACUUCCCCCUUUCAAUCACGAAACUGAAGGUCACGAAGUGUAAGAAUUUGCUUGAUCUUCCAAACAUCCACGAGUUGAAUAUCCCAUUCAAACACUUGUUGCCAUUCUAUUACAACUUGAAAACCCCAUUAAUACCAACUACACUAUCUGAUAUUCUGAUUGAGGCGUGGGAGUGCGUUUCUUUACCAAAUUUGGAGUGUCUCCAUUUGCUCGAUUUGCAGAUCACGAAUUGUUCGUUUAUCACUUCACUGAGCUGUCCAACGACGGUCACAUUUUUGGAGAUGAACGGAUGCAAGGCAAUUUCUAAGAUUUGCAACUUGCCGAAACUCAAAAUUCAAAUAUUGAAAAUCUGUUACUGCUCUUCACUGAAAUCGUUGAAGCUGCCAACUACAGUCUCAAAGUUGGUGAUGUACGACGACACAAACAUCUCAAUUUCUAAUAGCAAAAAGCUUCCAUUGAAAUCCCUCUAUAUGGAAAGUUUGGAGAAUUUAAAAAGUAUAGCACUCCCGACGACUUUAACGAAACUCGAGAUUAAAGAAUGCACUGCAAUCACUUCAUUGCCUGGAAUAGCAUCAGCACAAAUAGAAGAGAUGCACCUCUUCUUGUUCAAACGAUUGAAAACACUUGAGCUGCCCACGACGGUAACAAAACUCAUAUUGGACUCGUUCAAGAUGUUGACAUCCCUUGACAACUUGGAGAAGAUCUCAAUGAGCUCUUUGAAGAUCUCGGGAAUGAAGAAAAUACAGAAACUCAAAUUUCCAAGUCACUUGACAAAGCUCGAGAUGUGCAGUUGUUCGAGUUUGAAAACACUUCAAAUUAGUAACUUACCAUUGGCAGAGCUAUCACUCUUUAUGUUGGACGGUAUGAAAAGCGUUGAGCUGCCCACUGGAAUAUCAAAGCUGCGAAUCGACAGUUGUCCGAUAUUCACUUUAUCGUCUUUGGCAAAUUUGAAGGGGCUCAAACUCCUAGAGAUGAUACGAAGUCCAAUGGUGGAGACUGUUGUGUUGCCCGAGACAAUCAACGAGUUGAGCAUUACGGAGUGUGGUGGGUUAAAAGCGCUUCCUGGGUUGGAGAAGCUGAAACUCAAUUCGGACACGUUACUACAAAUCUCUUUGACUUUGGAGUCCCCUAUUUUAACACAAAAAAUGAUGGAGGGAACAAUCAAAAAGGGCAACUUAGAGAUCAAAGGAUGGAAGUGUAAGAACUUAAAUUCGAUUGAAUCAAUUGACGCAAAGAAAGUGGUUGUAACGCAGUGCGACCAACUUUCAAGCAUCGAGUUUGGAAAGAAAAUAACAGAACUGGAGAUCAGUGACUGCACUGCGUUGGUUCAUGUUGGAAUCGACGACGGUGGGCUGACACUUUUCAACUUGAAAAAUUGUAUUAAACUGAGUGAAUGCUCGUUUCCAUCGACUUUAAAAACACUACGUCUCCACACAUGUGGCGAUUUGUAUAAGAUCGAUGUCAGUCGAGCGACCGAUUUGACGAGAAUCGACGCGACACAGUGUAACCAUUUACAAGUGAUUUGCGCACCACAAUCGCUCAAAAUCAUCACUGUGGAUAACUGCGACAACUUCGAGAAGAUCGACAACUUUAAGGAGUCAGGGACGCUCGAAUGUUUCAUCAACGAGUGCGACUGCAUCGAACAGAUUUCGCCACCGACAUGCAUCACAAAGCUGAGUAUUCAGAAGUGUUACUCUCUCAAUACUGUUGUGGAUAUCGACAGUCUUGUGAAUUUACCAAGGGAUAUUGUGCGGUCCUUCAAAAUUUUGUCCAAAAAGUAA